Messenger RNA from Salmo salar (Atlantic salmon), 6842 nucleotides. The record is from RefSeq and is a predicted model, not a curated record. NCBI's taxonomy places the organism in Eukaryota, Metazoa, Chordata, Actinopteri, Salmoniformes, Salmonidae.
GCCAAGCCACCUCGGCCCCCGGCCAAGCCACCUCGGCCCCCAGCCAAGCCACCUCGGCCCCCAGCCCAGCCACCUCGGCCCCCAGCCCAGUCAACUCAGCUCUCAGUCCAGGCACCUCACUCUAGGACCCAGCCUCCUCGGCCCCUUUUCCUCCAACCACCUUUACUCUGACCCAGGGCACAUCACCCACCACCCACCCAGGCACGGGAAACCCAAGUUAGGCUGCAUCCAGCCUCCUCCUUCAGCCUAUACCCACCCACAGACCCCUGGUCCCGUCCCUGCAAACCCCAGCCACAAGCGCUCUAAACCUGGACAGGCACAACCUCCUUCCAUCCUCUGCAUCUCCAGUCACCUCCAGCACAGCUACCGGGAGCUGGACUUCAGACUGAAUGGAUCAUUACUGACCUCUUAUGAAAAGACUGGUAGCGUCAAAAUGAACGGGGUCCAAGAGUUGGGUGGUGAGGACCCCUGUCCUGUCAAAACUCCCAGAGGGGUGAAGGACCCCACUCUGACCAACAGUCACGCCCAUCCUGUGAAUGGUGCCAUAAAGCCUCUGGACCUCUCCCCACACCCCACACGACCCACACCCACUACAGACAGGGGGUUACCCCAUACUCUCCAAUCCAUACCCCCACAGCCUGACAGCCCCUUAUCCAAACCCCCUAUCCAACAUGACACCCUCAGACCUCCCCCUGUCUCUCACCACAGACACCACGCACAACCGGCCAAUGAACAGAGACCCAAGCCCCCUCCGCCCACCUAUCAGGAGGCCAUGGCUGCCUCGACAUCCUGCCCCCUAGAUCUCCCGCCUCAAUCAGAUUUCCCUCCUGAGAAACCACUCCCCCCUGCUAACCCAAACCCCUCCCCUUCCCCUGUCUGUCUGAAUGGCAGCCACCACAAUGUUUUUCCUUCUAACCCCACCCCCCUGGAAACCAACAACCUAUCAGCCAACACCUUUCCUUCUAACCCCACCCCCCUGGAAACCAACAACCUAUCAGCCAACGCCUUUCCCUUGAACCCUGCCCCUCUGGAAACCAACAACCUAUCAGCCAACACCUUUCCUUCUAACCCCACCCCCCUGGAAACCAACAACCUAUCAGCCAACACCUUUCCUUCUAACCCCACCCCCUGGAAACCAACAACCUAUCAGCCAACACCUUUCCUUCUAACCCCACCCCCCUGGAAACCAACAACCUAUCAGCCAAUGCCUUUCCCUCGAACCCUGCCCCCCUGGAAAUCAACAACUUAUCAGCCAACCCCUUUCCCUCAAACUACGCUCCUCUGCACCACGACCAACAAUCAGCAAAGGUAAAGACCGGGGGGAUCAUCUCAGAGUUUUACUCCCACUCUCGUCUACACCACAUCUCCACGUGGAGGAGUGAGUUCUCUGAGUAUGUCAACAUGUUGCAGAGCAGGAGGAGGGCCACAGAGGGUACCACCUUCCCCGGGAGAGACAGGCUCAGACGCCAGAGGAGAGAGGGUUUGUCAGCUGCUCCUGGCCCUCAGUCCUGUAUCCUGCAUGUGGACAUGGACUGUUUCUUUGUCUCCGUGGGGAUCAGACACCGACCAGACCUCAAAGGGAAGUCUGUAGCGGUGACCAGUAACCGUGGUUCAGGCAGAGUGGCCCAGAGACCUGGUGUUGACCGCCAGCUGGAGCUGCAGUACUACCAGAAAACAUAUUGCUAUCCAGCUGUGUCAGAGAGGAAGGAUGGGGACCUGGAGGAAAUGACAUCAUCAGAGACGGAGAGUCACAUCUCCCAUGGCAACAGUGUUGACCAGGGUACUGCUGCCCUCUCUAUGGCUGAGAUCGCCUCCUGUAGCUAUGAGGCCAGGCAGGCGGGGGUGAGGAACGGGAUGAUUUUUGGCCAGGCCAAACAGCUGUGUCCCUCCCUGCAGUCUGUCCCUUAUGACUUCCAGGCCUACAAGAAGGUGGCCCUGGCCAUGUACGAGACCCUCGCCAGUUAUUCUCACGACAUCGAGGCCCUGAGUUGUGACGAGGCGUUGGUGGAUAGCUCCGCCCUGCUGGCCGAGUUGAGUGUUACACCAGAUGAACUUGCCAGUGCCAUCCGGGCAGACGUCAGGGAGAGGACUGGGUGCUCUGCCUCAGUGGGCAUGGGGUCCAACAUCCUGUUGGCGAGAAUGGCUACCCGGAAGGCUAAGCCGAACGGACAGUACUUCCUGAGGUCAGAGGAAGUGGACGACUUCAUCAGGGACCAGACGGUGACCAGCCUACCAGGUGUGGGCCGUUCUAUGGCUGGUAAACUGGCAUCUCUGGGUGUGAGGUCAUGUGGGGACCUGCAGCAGGUGUCUCUGCAGCGGCUGCAGAAGGAGUUUGGCCCUCGCACCGGUCAGACCCUCUUCAGGUUCUGCCGAGGUCUGGACGACCGGCCCGUCCGUAGCGAGAAGGAGAGGAAGUCUGUCUCGGCUGAGAUGAACUACAACAUCCGCUUCACACAGGUGGACGAGGCGGAGUCGUUCCUGACCAACCUGUCCAUUGAGGUGCAGAAGCGACUGCAGGGGGCGGGGCUUAGGGGUCGCAGGCUGACCCUAAAGGUCAUGGUCUGUAAGGCAGGGGCCCCGGUGGAGCCAUCCAAGUACAGUGGUCAUGGCACCUGUGACAAUUUGGCUAGGUCAGUGACCCUGGCCCAGCUUACAGACUGUGGUCAUCUGAUAGCCAGUGAGGUCAUCAAGCUGUUCCACACAAUGAGGCUGAAGGUGCAGGACAUGAGGGGGGUGGGCCUCCAGGUGCAGCUCCUCGAGGGGGCCCACUCCGUCCCCAAGGACCCCUCGUGCCCUAAAACAUGCUCCAUCAGAGACAAGAUACUGGCCCAGCGCCCCCCUGCCCAACAUAACCACACAGAUUCGCUACCUAAUACCGCCAUUACAUGCACCAAUCAGGAGAAGAGUUCCUCUGCCAGAGUCCUGCCCCCCUUCUCCACUCCCCGCCCUACAUCGCCUGCUGAGCCAAUCCCAGGGACGAGUAAAGGAGAGCCGCCACCCUCUACACGCACACCUAACCAUGUUGGUACACACCUUAACCUCAGCAUCGAGGUCUCCCCUCCCUCACAGGUGGACCGGUCAGUGUUGGAGGCCUUGCCUGCAGAGUUGAGAGAACAGGUGGAGCACUCCUGGACCCACAGACACACAGAGAGAACCCACAACGGGUCACACCAACACCCCCUUCACCCGUACCCCUCCUCCCCUGGCCCCUCUUCUCCUCUCUCUUCCUGUUCAUCUUCCCCUCUACCCUCUCCUGUAGGAGGACUAGUGAUUCAGAUCCCCAACCAGCCUGGACAGACCGGCUCCACAGGCAUCAUCCUGGAACUGCCUGACUUCUCCCAGGUUGACCCAGAGGUGUUUGCAGCACUCCCCAGAGAACUCCAGGAGGAGCUGCGUUCAGCGUACGGCCGCAGAGAGAACGCCCAGGCCCAGGGGAUCAUGGCAGACCAGAGGAACCCCCUGUUGCAUCUGAAGCAUGUGGGGGUGGGUCGGAUGAAGCGCUGCUACAAGAAUGCCAACAAUAGCCCUGCCAAGAAAGGCCCCUCCCCUCUAAAGAGGCCCCGCCCACCAGGAAACAGCCCGGCCAAAGACCUACCACACGUGCUCAGAUCCAGGGACCUACCCAAUGGCCUCAAGCUGGAGACUGGACCUUCCACCUCCUCCCUACAGCAGGACGACCCAGAGACUCUGUCCAAGUUCACCCCUCGCCCUGAACCCACCCUCGCUGGAGCCUGUGAUUUCAUGGACAUCCGAACACUACUCAGAGAAUGGGUCACUACCAUCUCAGACCCUAUGGAGGAGGACAUUCUGCAGGUAGUCAAGUACUGCACUGAUCUGAUCAACGACAAAAAUCUAGAGAAACUUGCCCUGAUCAUCAAGUACAUGAAGAGGUUGAUGCAGCAGUCUGUGGAGUCUGUAUGGAGCAUGGCCUUUGACUUCAUCCUGGACAACGUGCAGGUGGUGGUACAGCAGACCUACGGCAGCACUCUGAAGAUCACGUAGGAGAGGGCAGCACUCUGAAGAUCACGUAGGAGAGGGCAGCACUCUGAAGAUCACGUAGGAGAGGGCAGCACUCUGAAGAUCACGUAGGAGAGGGCAGCACUCUGAAGAUCACGUAGGAGAGGGCAGCACUCUGAAGAUCACGUAGGAGAGGGCAGCACUCUGAAGAUCACGUAGGAGAGGGCAGCACUCUGAAGAUCACGUAGGAGAGGGCAGCACUCUGAAGAUCACGUAGGAGAGGGCAGCACUCUGAAGAUCACGUAGGAGAGGGCAGCACUCUGAAGAUCACGUAGGAGAGGGCAGCACUCUGAAGAUCACGUAGGAGAGGGCAGCACUCUGAAGAUCACGUAGGAGAGGGCACGGCAGGCUCUGGCCAAGUCUCAAAUCACACCCUAUUCCCCAUAUAGUGCACUGGUCAAAGGUAUUAUACUAAUAUGUGGAGGAUAGAAUGCCAUUUGAGAUUCAGUUUUGCUCCUCCUGCUCCUGUUUGUUGUGCCACUGUUACAUCAUCUUACUAUUACAUCAUGAUCCUGUGGGAGGAGCUAGGUCAAAUCAUGAUGUCUGUGAUCUUCAGCACGGAAAGUCGGAGUUCUAGAAAGAUGCCAGAGUUUCAGAAUUGUUCUCUCCUUGCGUCAUCACAGUGAAAGAGUUCUGUGUCAUUGUGACAUCAACACAACAACCCUCUGUCACUUUGACAUCAGCAGAGCCUAACCUGCCUUCUGUUGUGACGUCGUCAUAACACACGUCAGCAGAACAGAGCACCGAUAUCGGCUGCACUACACUUUGAAAAAUCAAACUUGGCCCAUCACACAAUGUCCAACUUUCCAUGGGUCGGAGGGGGAGGGGCAGGAACCCUCCUCCUGUAGCCCCUAUUGGUCAGGACCCACUGAAAGUCAUGAGUAAUGGCAGAGUUGGCCACUAGGUCUGUGAAUAUGCCAAUCGUCCCAGUAUAGGACAGACUGAGACAUAGAGAUGGCCAUGGAAUCUCUUUGCUGUCUCCACUGCGUUAUUCCUCGUUCUUUGACAUGCAGGGUUUGGAAGCAGAAAGCAGAGACCUCUUCCAGUCUUCUGGAUUCUGUUUCUUUUCACUCUCUCUGCUUUGCACCAGUUGUUCUGUUACUCUCUGCUUUGCACCAGUUGUUCUGUUACUCUGCUUUGCACCAGUUGUUCUGUUACUCUCUGCUUUGCACCAGUUGUUCUGUUACUCUCUGCUUUGCACCAGUUGUUCUGUUACUCUGCUUUGCACCAGUUGUUCUGUUACUCUCUGCUUUGCACCAGUUGUUCUGUUACUCUCUGCUUUGCACCAGUUGUUCUGUUACUCUCUGCUUUGCACCAGUUGUUCUGUUACUCUGCUUUGCACCAGUUGUUCUGUUACUCUCUGCUUUGCACCAGUUGUUCUGUUACUCUCUGCUUUGCACCAGUUGUUCUGUUACUCUCUGCUUUGCACCAGUUGUUCUGUUACUCUCUGCUUUGCACCAGUUGUUCUGUUACUCUCUGCUUUGCACCAGUUGUUCUGUUACUCUCUGCUUUGCACCAGUUGUUCUGUUACUCUCUGCUUUGCACCAGUUGUUCUGUUACUCUCUGCUUUGCACCAGUUGUUCUGUUACUCUGCUUUGCACCAGUUGUUCUGUUACUCUCUGCUUUGCACCAGUUGUUCUGUUACUCUCUGCUUUGCACCAGUUGUUCUGUUACUCUCUGCUUUGCACCAGUUGUUCUGUUACUCUCUGCUUUGCACCAGUUGUUCUGUUACUCUCUGCUUUGCACCAGUUGUUCUGUUACUCUCUGCUUUGCACCAGUUGUUCUGUUACUCUCUGCUUUGCACCAGUUGUUCUGUUACUCUAAGCUUUGCCACCUCCUCGGCCUCAGAAGUAUCUGCAAACUGACACAGACUCAAAAACACCCUGUCUGGGACAUUGGUUUGUACCUUUCCUCUGCAAAAAAAAAGUGCCAUUGUAAAUAGUGUUUUCAACGCCGCCUCUUGUUCAUUUUACAAAGAAAAGGCUUGUUUUUUUAAAUAUACUUUUUUCCCUUUUUUUUCUUGUAUUGUUUACAAGUAGUGUGUUAUUAACGGUUAGUUCUCGUGUGUGGGUGGGUGGGUGGGUGGCGGUGGCGUGACAGCAUGGAAACCGGAAGCUGGCCAAAUCCCUUAUGUUGAUUUUUGAUGUAACUUGUAUUUAGUUAAGACAUGGAAUCUCAAGGGUCUGAAGUGCCUUCCUGUCCUUCAACUACACUGAUGAGAGAAUACUGGAGAAAGCAAUACCAUAUGGCUUUGGAUUGCUACUACGUAACAAGUGCAGAUAUCUGAAAGGAGUUGAGGAAGCUAUUUCAGACUAUUGUGAUGCACCCAGACUCUCCUGUCAAUGCUUUCUGUGACAUCACAUAAAAUGGUAAUUCUCUCUUGUGACCUCACAACGUCACACCUAUUUCUGACAUCACAUAAAUCUGCAUUUGUUGCAACCCCAAAAAAAGAACUGACAGUUCUCUCAUUGUGACAUACGCAGUGGGUUUGAAAUGGCUCCUACUGAACCUGACCCACGAUCAUAUAACAGUUCGUAUACUGGUGAAAUGAAUGUAGCUGUAAACACGGGAGACGCAGACAACCUGUGAUUCUGACUUCAUUACAUUCAAAUUUGUAUGCUGUGGUCUCUGAGUGACUGUAAAAUACUUUUCCUGUCAUCUGCCAUAACUCUUCGAAAGCUAAGGGCCAGAAGAAAAGAUCUAAUUGGUCAGUGUACCUGUCUAUCAUGACUGACCCAUGCCUGAAGACCUGAAGCUGUGACAUCAUUUGUAUGUUUUCUAAGAACUUGAUAAUAAACUUGGAAUUAAUAAAAGCCUUGAUCAAA